Leucoraja erinaceus (little skate) is the source of this 1401-nucleotide messenger RNA. Its product is annotated as cadherin-like protein 26. Gene Ontology annotation, molecular function: calcium ion binding; cadherin binding. Gene Ontology annotation, cellular component: plasma membrane; adherens junction; catenin complex. The coding region runs from base 31 to 1209 and encodes 392 amino acids. NCBI's taxonomy places the organism in Eukaryota, Metazoa, Chordata, Chondrichthyes, Rajiformes, Rajidae. The transcript is spliced from 9 exons. Gene Ontology annotation, biological process: multicellular organism development; adherens junction organization; cell morphogenesis. The record is from RefSeq and is a predicted model, not a curated record.
AUAAACGCAUAUGAUCCAGAAAAUUGGGUCAUGAUAAAUGCAGAGACGGGGGUUGUUACAGCUUUACAUGAAAUGGACCGCGAGUCUCCUUAUGUAAAUGGAAGUAUUUACAGAGUUAUUGUUCAUGCAAUUGAUGAUGCAAAGCCCCCUCAAACAGGCACUGCUACGCUGAAUAUUCUGCUGCUCGAUAUCAACGACAACAAUCCCUAUUUGGCUUCUACAUAUGAACAAAUGUGUGAAGAUGGGAAUAUUCAGCAUAUCAGCCUUGAAGCAAAAGAUGAUGACUUGGUUCCAAAUGGAGGGCCAUUUAUGUUUGCACUUCUGGAUAAUGAACCGAACAUCAAGGACAAUUGGGAACUUCAUCCAACGAUCGGUUAUUCUGUUAACCUUGUAAGAAAAAAGAAGAUUCCCAUUGGAAACUACAGCAUACCGCUAACCAUUCAGGACAGACGGGGUUUGGUCCAGAUGAACAGACUUCAUGUAUGGGUCUGUCCCUGUGUUGAUGGGAGGAUGUGUCCAGUUCAAGCACCACCAUCUGCUGCUUUAGGUGCAGUUGCUAUUGGGCUUCUCUUCGGAGCUUUACUGCUUCUGUUACUGGGCCUUUGCCUGAGUAUUUUAAUAGAAAAUAGAAAGUUUCUUCCCUUACCUGCUCAGUAUACCACUGGGGCAGUCGCAAACUAUGAUCAAGAGGGACCUUAUAUGGACCUUAAAGAUCUUCAAAAUAAGCUGCCGAUGUUUGAAAAAUCAAUGUUUGAUGAAAAUGAUUACAAAAAAAAUAAAGCAAAAACACGUGCAGGCCUUUCAUGUGCACCACCAGUCUCAACUAUGCGCAAGAGCAGGGCAGGAGGAGAAGUCUUGAACAGAGAUACGACAGAGGAGCUGCUGUUAACUGUGAAUGGAACGUGGAGACAUAUCGACGUGGAUAAUUCAAGAGUUGGGGCCGUCAGGCACAAUUUAGAUAAUUUUACAAUUCUAAUGGAUGUUGUAGGAAGUUACUUGAACCAGAAGCUGGAUGUAUACAAUGGCAUGGACACUGUUACUGAAUGUGAUCAGGUGACUGUUUAUAAGCACGAAGGUGAAAAAAGCAGAAGAGGAUCUUUGGAUUCACUUACGAUUGUUGGAAGUGACAGUGGAUACAGUUUUCUAGAUAAUUUGGAGACAGAUUUCACUCCACUGGCAAGGAUUUGUCAACAAAAAGGUCAAAACUAACUCGUGGUUGAACUUCACCGAAAAUUAAAAUGUUCUCUAAAUUAGCAAAGGUCCUUGCGUAACUGUUUUAAGAAAUUCAAUUACAUCUUUUAUUUUUGUGUAUCUUUGGAAAAUAAAUCUGUUCUAUCAGGAUUAUUCCUGUCAAGAAACCAUGCUAUUGUUAUAUUGUAUCUUUCUGAUUGUACAAUAAAA